AUGUCAAAAGCACUAACAGUUCUCAAAGUGUUUUUUUCGCUUGUGUCUAUAAAUUCUACGCAGGAUCCUCCUUUAACGCGUGUAGAGCGGGUUUACGUUGGACAAGCAUUCCGGAUUUCUUUUCUUGAAUACUUUGAAGACGUUAUUAAAGGUGAUCAAAACGGGCUUCAGUUUGAAAUGAACAUAAACAACAACUGGAUGAAGUUUGACGACAGACCUGAAAAAAUUGAGGUGUAUGGUUUUCCAUUGAAAGGAAAUGCACACAAUUUUGAUUACAAUAUCAAGGUCAAGAAUUCCACCGAGGCAUUACUACACGAGAUUACAUUAAAGCUCUUGGUGGGGGAAAAUGGAUUCAAAGAUGCUCGUAACUUUACAGACAAGUACAGCCACGAAGUGAUCUUAAAGACAGGAAUUGAGUUUAAUUACCAUCGGUUCAUGACAAGGGUGGAUUUGAGGAUUGACUUUGUUAGGAAAUUGGCAGAUUACUGCUUCAACAAAGAACCUAACUCCGUCUGGAUCAAAGAUUUUAACAAAGACACCAAGGAACUGACAGUUGUAUUUGUUAAUAUUGGUUACUAUCCUUGCCAUAAAGAAACAUACAGGGAACUUAGAUCACGUUUGGUCGAUAAAAACUCAAAGAUCCAAGAAGCAUUUCAAAGAGCGCUGACCGGAAAAUUUCCGAUAGAGAGCGUUCAGUUUAGGUUUUUUGGCGCUUGUGACAAAAACUUGUUGGAACCAGAAGACAGCUCUUUUUCUUGGGGCAUUCUAAAACAUUUCGCGCCUCUUGCUAUUAUUUUUGCAGUUGUAGGAAUUNGUAACUUUACAGACAAGUACAGCCACGAAGUGAUCUUAAAGACAGGAAUUGAGUUUAAUUACCAUCGGUUCAUGACAAGGGUGGAUUUGAGGAUUGACUUUGUUAGGAAAUUGGCAGAUUACUGCUUCAACAAAGAACCUAACUCCGUCUGGAUCAAAGAUUUUAACAAAGACACCAAGGAACUGACAGUUGUAUUUGUUAAUAUUGGUUACUAUCCUUGCCAUAAAGAAACAUACAGGGAACUUAGAUCACGUUUGGUCGAUAAAAACUCAAAGAUCCAAGAAGAAUUUCAAAGAGCGCUGACCGGAAAAUUUCCGAUAGAGAGCGUUCAGUUUAGGUUUUUUGGCGCUUGUGACAAAAACUUGUUGGAACCAGAAGACAGCUCUUUUUCUUGGGGCAUUCUAAAACAUUUCGCGCCUCUUGCUAUUAUUUUUGCAGUUGUAGGAAUUCCAGUGACUAUUUCAAUUUUAGUAAAGAGACACAUACGUAGAAAUAAACGUCCAGCGCAGGAGGAAAGGCUGCCUCGAACGCUGCGAAGAAGAAAUGAGGACGGAACGGAGUGCACAUCGCAUACUGUUCAUUUCAACAAUCGUUAUCCUUCGAUGCUGUCACCCUCAAAUAAUUCUAGAGACGAAAAUGUUGGAGAUGAAGAGAAGAUCCACAACGGGAAGGCAAAAAUUGCGAAUGGAAGCGUGGGAGGUGGACAUCUGACCGUGCCCAACGCACAUCUAAGUCGACCCAAGCAGGGAGCGAGCGCGACAAACACAGGAAAAAAUAAGAAAAAUCCGUUUAAAUUUGCAUCCAAUGAAGAAAGGGCGAAAUUUGACGUCCGUGCCAUGUGGGACGAUGAUGAUGAUGAUGAUGAAGAGUCUUUAGAGAUUCCCACAUAUUACACUUACAGGAUCACUGAUGAAGGUGAGACUUCAAUGUUCGAUGCCGUGCUAGACAUGAACUUGUCUGACAUUGCUGAAAACAUUUCCGCCAGGCUGAAAGGUGUAAAGUCUAUGUUGAACAUCCAAGAGGAUACCACCUCGCAGCAUCAUCAACCGACCCAUCAAUCGACUAAUUCUGGGCCGAGCUUGUCAUCGAGACUGAAGGGACUGGGCAAGUCAAUGCUUAACGUUUCUUUGACAACGAACGGGCCCGAUGUGACUGCGGGCCCAUCUUCAGGUGAAUCAGCGACGCCUUCUCUUUCCAGCAAACUUCGGGAUUUUGGAAAAUCCAUGUUGAAUAUUUCAAUCGGCACGGAAAAUGAAAAGAUGGACGCGAAGACUGGAUGGGAAGUAGAAGAAGAUUCUUAUGAGGAUUCUUAUGAAGAAAGCUAUUCUUACUACAAUCCUAGGGAAUGCGAUGAUGCGAAAUCCAAACAGCAUGUCCACAGUAGCGCUUGGGAAGGUUACGCCGGUCAUACACAAGGAGAUUACUGUGAAGUACGACAUGGCUACGAAGAUUCACGACAAGGAUACGAUGAAGCCCGACCAGGUUACGACGGCGAACAGCGAUAUUACGAUUCAAACGCUAAACAAAGCUAUGAUUUUAUGAAAGACGGCCGUUCGGAAAUAGGUUUUGUUCGUAAUUUUAAUCGUCGACUUAGCAGCACUUCGGGUAACACUUCUGAGUAUGAACUUGCGCAGUACAAUUUCCCUGUUUGUUAUGAUGUUUCAACUGCGAAAUACCAACACACUAAUAAAGAUUCUCUUGAAAGUAAUAACCGUGCUACCAGACCGUCUUCCAGGGAGGACGAUUUUGAUGAAUAUCCACCAUCAUUAUUUGAAACCUCGAGCGAGACCAGUCUUGCAACUGAGCAAGAAAAAUCCAUUUUCGACACUGAUUAUGAUCUCGCUUCGACAGACAAUAGGCCUAGUCUUACUAAACCGGUUCCUAUCUGGAAUCACAACUCGAUCAGUAAGGCAAGGGAAGGUCUUAAUGAAGUCAAAUACCACGAUUAUAUUAACCCGCAUCAGUACAGCAAUGGUCCCAGGCGUGUCUCCACGCGAAGCAAAUCAUCGUACAAUGUACAAGGAAACAGCAGCGUUUCUAGCCAAUCAACGCUUGACUUCUGGGACGAUGACGAAUUUGGCGGGAACACAGGCUGGAAGCAGUCCUCAGAUAUGAAGAGCAGCUUUUUAGCGACCAUAGCAAAUUCGGUCCCUGAUUUGAGGCGUGGGGUGAGGAAGACCAAUGGCACAAUACCACAGAAGAAAAAUCAACAGGGAAACUCGCUUCUUUCCAAUGUAAAAUCUUCACUCUCGGGAGAAAAACCUCCUGUUGUUUUUACACUUGGUGAUAGUGACCAAGAAGAAGAAGAAGUACCAGAAAAGACACAGCAGAAACAACAGCUACCCGAAAGGAAAAGCUCUUUGGUCGGUAUGAUCAAGACGGGUGUUAGCAGCAUACUUGAGCCUGAUAGUAGUGUAUCGAAGUGGUUUUCUGGUUUUCAAAACAGCGACAACCCUGUCACGUAG
This is a messenger RNA of Porites evermanni, 3279 nucleotides long. NCBI's taxonomy places the organism in Eukaryota, Metazoa, Cnidaria, Anthozoa, Scleractinia, Poritidae. The record is from the annotation of a GenBank genome assembly.